AAGGAACGCGCCCGGAAGCCUCGUGUCUCCGGCUCCUGUCGGCUCCUCGCGACUCCUCUCAGAUCCGCAGACAAGAUGGCGGCCCUACGAGUCGCGGUGCUAUCGGGGAGCGGGAGAGCCCUGCUCGGUUCGCCGAGAGCCAUCAAGACGUCCAAGGCCAACAUGUCCUUCGCCAGCCUGCCGAGGAACAAGAAGGUCGCCCUUACAACGCUGGGUGUGGUCACGGCUGGCGGGGCAGGGCUCGCUCUGAUGCUGCACCAGGCCGUCAAAGCAUCUGACCUGGAGCUCCACCCUCCUCAGUACCCCUGGAGCCACGCUGGACCUCUGUCCUCUCUGGACCACGCCAGUAUUCGUCGUGGUUACCAGGUGUAUAAGCAGGUGUGUUCGGCCUGCCACAGUAUGGAGUACCUGGCCUUCAGAAACCUGGUCGGAGUGUCGCACACAGAGGCCGAGGUCAAGGUCAUCGCUGAGGAGGUUGAGGUAGUGGACGGUCCUGAUGAGAGCGGAGAGAUGUUCACUCGGCAAGGAAAGCCAUCAGACUACUUCCCUAAGCCCUACUCCAACCCUGAGGCGGCUCGGGCUGCCAACAACGGAGCCCUGCCUCCAGACCUCAGCUACAUUGUCAAUGCUAGACAUGGAGGAGAGGACUACGUGUUCAGCCUGCUGACAGGAUACUGUGAGCCUCCAGCUGGAGUUGCUGUGAGAGAGGGACUCUACUACAACCCCUACUUCCCCGGCCAGGCCAUCGGCAUGGCCCCACCCAUCUACAACGAGAUCCUGGAAUAUGAUGAUGGAACCCCUGCCACCAUGAGCCAGGUUGCUAAGGAUGUAUGCACCUUCUUGAGGUGGGCUGCCGAGCCGGAGCACGACCAACGCAAACGCAUGGGAUUGAAGUUGCUGUUGGGCUCAGCCAUCAUCGUCCCUCUGCUCUACUACAUGAAGAGACACAGGUGGUCUGUGCUGAAGAGCAGAAAGAUCGCCUACAGGCCUCCUAAGUAAACGGAAACAAACACCCCCCCCCGAUCUGGGCCUAAAACUUACCAGAAGAGAAGGCUGCGUUCAAAGACCCCACAACAUUCACCUCACGAUGAUCUUACGGA
Molecule: messenger RNA, 1100 nt
Organism: Paralichthys olivaceus (Japanese flounder)
Lineage: Eukaryota; Metazoa; Chordata; Actinopteri; Pleuronectiformes; Paralichthyidae
Gene: cyc1
Product: cytochrome c-1
Biological process (GO): mitochondrial electron transport, ubiquinol to cytochrome c
Molecular function (GO): heme binding; electron transfer activity
Source: RefSeq, a predicted model, not a curated record